Molecule: messenger RNA, 5010 nt
Organism: Megalops cyprinoides (Indo-Pacific tarpon)
Lineage: Eukaryota; Metazoa; Chordata; Actinopteri; Elopiformes; Megalopidae
Product: protein phosphatase 1 regulatory subunit 12A-like
Exons: 26
Coding region: 62-3250 (1062 amino acids)
Biological process (GO): signal transduction
Cellular component (GO): A band; Z disc; cytoplasm
Molecular function (GO): enzyme inhibitor activity; protein kinase binding; phosphatase regulator activity
Source: RefSeq, a predicted model, not a curated record
GUGGCGGUAUAAAGUAUAUCCUGUCCUCACAGACAGAUAAGAAGCCAAGACAGGAGGUGGGAUGAAGAUGGCGGACGCCAAGCAGAAGAGGAACGAGCAGUUGAAGCGGUGGCUGGGCUCGGAGACGGACUUGGAGCCGCCCAUACUGAAAAAGAAGAAGACGAAAGUGAAGUUCGACGAUGGCGCCGUCUUUUUGGCCGCCUGCUCGAGCGGCGACACCGAAGAGGUGCUCAGACUGCUGGACCGGGGCGCUGACAUCAACUACGCCAAUGUGGAUGGUCUCACCGCCCUUCAUCAGGCCUGCAUAGACGAUAACGUGGACAUGGUGACCUUCCUGGUGGAGCACGGAGCCAGCAUCAACCAGCCGGACAACGAGGGCUGGAUCCCCCUGCACGCCGCCGCCUCCUGCGGGUACAUGGACAUCGCAGAGUACCUGAUCAGCCAGGGGGCCAAUGUGGGCGUGGUCAACAGCGAGGGAGAGACGCCACUGGACAUCGCCGAGGAGGAGGCCAUGGAAGAACUCCUGAAGAACGAGAUCAACCGGCAGGGGGUGGACAUCGAGGCGGCCCGGAAGGAGGAGGAGCGCGUGAUGCUGCGGGACGCUCGGCAGUGGCUGAACAGCGGCCAGAUCACCGAUGUGCGGCACGCCAAGUCCGGCGGCACCGCGCUGCACGUCGCCGCCGCCAAGGGCUACGUCGAGGUUUUAAAGCUUUUAAUCCAGGCAGGGUAUGAUGCAAAUAUUAAAGAUUUCGACGGCUGGACUCCGCUCCAUGCAGCUGCGCACUGGGGCAAAGAGGAGGCCUGUCGAAUCCUGGUGGAAAACAUGUGUGACAUGGACGCUGUCAACAAAGUGGGCCAGACAGCCUUUGAUGUAGCAGAUGAAGACGUCCUGGGUUACUUAGAAGAGCUACAAAAGAAACAGAAUCUGCUCAUGAGUGAGAAACAAGACGUCAAGAAGUCUCCUCUGAUCGAAACGACGACUACGGUGGAAAACAACCAACCGCUGAAACCGCUCAAAAACAAAGAGACGGUGCUGCUGGAGCCGGAGAAGCCCGCCCCGCGCAUAGAGGCCCUGGAGCCGGAGAAGGCCGAGGAGGAGGAGGAGGGCAAGAAGGACGAAUCCAGCUGCUCCAGCGAGGAAGAAGAGGAGGAAGAGGAGGACUCCGAGUCCGAGACCGAAGCAGACAAGAGCAAGCCCUCUGCACCCGUGAGCAACGCCAACAGCACGGCGCCGGCGCCGACCAGCAUGACAGUGUCUCCGCCGACCUCGCCCACCAGCCAGGUGACCCCCUCAUCACCUGUCAAGAAGUUGGCUCCUCCCUCUGGGAAGGUUUCCCCCAAAGAGGAGGAGCGGAAGGACGAGUCUCCCGCCUCCUGGAGGCUGGGCCUGCGGAAGACAGGCAGCUACGGGGCCCUGGCGGAGAUCACAGCCGGGAAGGAGGCGCAGAAGGAGAAAGACUCCUCUGGGGUGAUGCGCUCCGCCUCCAGCCCCCGCCUGUCCUCUACGCUGGAGAACAAGGACAAGGACAAGGAAAAGGAGAAAGGAACGCGGCUCGCCUACGUAGCGCCCACCAUCCCCUCCCGCAGAAUGGCCAGCACCUCCGACAUGGACGAGAAGGAGAACAGGGACUCCGCGGCGAGUCUGGUGCGUAGCGGCUCGUACACCAGGAGGCGCUGGGACGAUGACGCCAAGAACAGCGAAGGCACCGCGCCCCUGAGCAAAACGCCAGGCUACCAGCGCAGCACGUCCCACUCGCUAGCCAUAGGGCGGAGCAGCAGCGCGCGAGACGUGCCGGCAAAGUCCUCGUCCGCCACCAGCUUGGACCCCCAUACCUGUAACACUAAACCCUGGCAGUCCCAGUACAUCGUUCAUAGAAGCGGCUCUUUCGGUAGGAGGCAGGAGGACGCACUCAGCCCCAGCCCCACCUCCACCUCAACCUCCACCUCCUCAUCUGUUACCUCGCCCACCGGCACCCGGGGCCUGCUGUCCGGCUCCGGCUCACUGUCCUCCGCCCGCUCCGGCUCCUCCAGCACCACCUCCGGCCUCAGCAGCAGGUUCUGGCCAGAGGAGAGUGCAGAGAAGGAGAAGGAGUCGGCCGCUGUCAUUCCCACCAUUGUAAAUACAGCAGCAGCCACCACCACCACCACCACGUCAACCACGUCCACCACCGGCCCUGUACUGUCCUCUGACGGCAGGGAGAGACGCAGAUCAUACCUCACUCCUGUCCGGGAUGAAGAGUCCGAAUCCCAGAGGAAAGCACGGUCCAGACAGGCCCGGCAGUCCAGGCGCUCCACCCAGGGGGUGACCCUCACUGACCUCCAAGAGGCGGAGAAGACCAUCGGCCGGAGCCGCGUCACUCGAACCCGGGACGAGGAGAAGGAGGAGAAGGAGAAACAGGACAAGGAAAAGCUGGAGGAGAAGAAAGAGAGCGAGACCAAGGAGGACGACUACAGGUCUCGCUACCGCAGCUUCGAAGAGCGCUACCGGACAGCAGGCACCUCGGCUACCACCAUGCCCACCUCCACCUCCACCACCUCGCUCUCCACGUCUAGCGCCCUCAACAGGCCCAACAGCCUGACGGGGAUCAGCGCGGCCUACCCCAGCCUGGGAAGGCUGUCCCGGGAGAUGGACAAAGAGUCAGACAGGAAGGACGAGGAGAAGGAGGGAGAGGACAAGUCCCAGCCCAGGUCCAUACGGGACAGACGGAGGCCGAGGGAGAAGAGACGCUCCACCGGCGUGUCCUUCUGGACUCAGGAUAGCGAUGAAAACGAUCCGGAGCAGCAGUCGGACUCUGAGGAUGGCAGCGGCCGGAGCGGCCCGCAGAGCGAGCGACUUGCGAGGAACGACUCUGGGUUGACUAGCCUUACCGCUUCUGAGCGCUACGACCGCAUCUACGGCGAGGGCAGGAGGCCCUACUCCAGUAGGCUGGAGAGAGAGGACGCCACCGAUUACAAAAAGCUUUAUGAACAGAUCCUAGCUGAAAACGAAAAGCUCAAAGCCCAGUUACGGGACACUGACCUGGAGCUCGCCGACUUGAAGCUACAGCUUGAAAAGGCUACGCAGAGGCAGGAGCGGUUUGCUGACCGGUCGCAGCUGGAAAUGGAGAAAAGGGAAAGAAGAGCUUUGGAAAGGAAGAUCUCUGAGAUGGAGGAAGAACUAAAGACUCUACCAGACUUGAAAGCUGAUAAUCAGAGACUAAAGGACGAGAACGGAGCCCUGAUCCGCGUCAUUAGCAAACUUUCCAAGUAGACCAUUCCCCCCCCUUACAGGAGCGACUAAUGGUAUUGCACAUUUAGAUAUUAAUUACAACAGACAUCAGCUACAAGAAGGUAUCCCCCCCCCUCCUCCCUGCAAUCACCUUGAUGCCCUGCCCCCCCCAUACACCCAUGAUUACAUCAUCUUCUCCCCCAUUGGCCCCCCCCCCCAGCUAGGGUUUCUCCUCCUGCCUGCUGCCACUGUCCAGACAGAAGGACCGAGUUUACAAGCGAAAGAAAGCAUCGUGAUUGGGCUGGGAAGCCUCAAAAAUAUUUAACCGAUACGCCUUAGUUUGUACAUAAAACACUUGCAUCCAGCUCUCAGCUGUCACAGAAGAACAGUUUAUCCAACACCUGAUUUUUAUUUGUGCCACAACCUAUUUUUUUUUCUUUCUUUUUCUUUUCUUUUGUAUCUUCACCGGCUUAGAAGUGUUGUUUGCUGUGUGAUUUCCUUCUGACCCCUCCCCCCUCUGUCCUGUGCAAGAAGCCCCGCCCCCUUCCCCGCGAGGCCUCUGUCACUCAGUUUCCCAUGCUUUCCAGCGUUCAAUUGGACGAUACUGUAACCCUUUCCUUUCUUAUACCACUCCCCCCAACCCACACGCACACACAAACAUGCGCGCAUGCACACACCACCCAUUGCAUUAGCCUUUGUUUUACUUCCUCGAGGAAGGAAAAGGAAUUCACAUUAUAUGGAAUAGGUGGACUUGGUGGAAUUUAAGCUUUCACUGUAUGUGCAAUAUGCAUUUAUUUCUUAUAAAAAUGCUUUAAUGAGUCCAUCAAAAAGUAGUUUUCACUUUCCCCAUGCCUCCCUCCCUCUCCCUUUUUUCCUGUCUUUUUUUUUUAAGUUUGUAGUGUAGUUGUUGGUUUAUACCCUGUGUUGUUCACGUUUUAGCAGGUACUGAGUGAUGCUGUAUAUAUGUAUUGUUUGAGACCAGCACAUGGCAUGCAUUGUGAUACCCUAUGACAAAACCCUGUCUGUUACGAUUAAACUAUACAAACUCCAGAGGACACAAAGUGUGUUUUAACUACUUUCUUUUUUUUCUUUUAGCCAUUGAAUUACAGUAGAGCCUCUCUUGAGAAGGGGACGGCUAGCAGUAUCCAGUUAUUUUUUUUCUUCCUUCAUCUUUUAAAAGUGUUCACGGUAAUUGCGAAGAAAAAUAAUAUAAUUCCUUCACUACAUUUCACACAUUGUAUACAGUACCUUCGGAGGAGCGCUGUUUGGUUUCUGUUAGCCAUAGUAUUAGCCCUGGUUUUUUUCAGGCAAUCCUAGUCCUUUAACACUGUCAACAUGCACUGUUUAUUCCAUGUGAGGAGUCCUGUCCGCUUUUGAGAACUUGCCACUAUGUCAAAUAAAGACCAUGCUUCGGAACAUAUAAUUUAUGCAUUUCAGUGGCCUUUUAAAUUUGCCAUAGUGAGAAGAAACGUAGCUGAAUCCAUUGGUUUCCUCUUCGGUUUUCUUUUUAUUUUUGUUUUUUUUUUUUAAAAGUUCCUGCCAUCUUGUAAAGAACGUGAGUGACUUCAUACUGGCGCGCUGUGCUGUGACAACCACGGAAGAGUUGAUUAAAAAGACAGUUGUACAUUGUAAAGCUUGUGUUAGCUAUUGUAUUGUCAUUGAUUAUAUUGUAUACGUAAAUGUGAAUUUAUACCCCGACAUAAAAGAGAGAUUUGAGCGAGAGAGGAGAGGGGAUUAAAAAAAAAAAAGGUCAUGUCAAAUAUUUUAGUUUAAACGCUGGGCAGUUGUCUUUUUUUUUUUUU